This is a messenger RNA of Helianthus annuus (common sunflower), 1522 nucleotides long. Its product is annotated as serine--glyoxylate aminotransferase. The transcript has 6 exons. Gene Ontology annotation, molecular function: L-serine:pyruvate transaminase activity; L-alanine:glyoxylate transaminase activity. The record is from RefSeq and is a predicted model, not a curated record. NCBI's taxonomy places the organism in Eukaryota, Viridiplantae, Streptophyta, Magnoliopsida, Asterales, Asteraceae. Gene Ontology annotation, cellular component: peroxisome. The coding region runs from base 146 to 1351 and encodes 401 amino acids.
UGAGGCUCACUGGAGUUCUUAUCUGCUAGAGGUGGGGCCUGCAUCAUCACCCGCGCAUCUUAUAAAAGCCAAUUCUCCUCAUUUUUGGAUUUUUCAUCUUCCUUCCCUUCCACACACUUUGCAUCAAUCAUCAGGUGGAGCAGAGAUGGACUAUACCUAUGCACCAGGAAGAAACCACCUGUUUGUUCCGGGACCUGUCAACAUCCCGGACCAGGUGCUUCGUGCGAUGAACCGAAACAACGAGGACUAUCGAUCUCCCGCAAUCCCUGCCUUGACCAAAACUCUACUUGAGGAUGUAAAGAAGAUUUUCAAGACCACUUCUGGGACUCCUUUUCUCAUCCCAACUACAGGUACCGGUGCAUGGGAAAGUGCACUGACAAAUACUCUAUCUCCUGGAGACCGAAUCGUGUCAUUCAUCAUCGGUCAGUUUAGUUUGCUUUGGGUGGAUCAACAGAAACGCCUUGGCUUCAAUGUUGACGUGGUGGAGAGUGAAUGGGGCCGAGGUGCUGACUUGGACGUUCUAGCAUCAAAACUGGCUGCAGAUACUGCGCAUACUAUUAAGGCCGUCUGCAUCGUUCACAAUGAGACAGCCACUGGAGUUACCAACAACUUGGCUACCGUAAGGAAAAUACUUGAUGAGUACCAGCACCCAGCGCUGUUUCUAGUCGAUGGCGUGUCAUCAAUCUGUGCUCUGGAUUUCCGCAUGGAUGAAUGGGGCGUAGAUGUGGCUUUAACUGGCUCUCAGAAAGCACUUUCUCUACCGACUGGUAUGGGUAUCGUGUGUGCCAGCCCCAAAGCCAUUGAAGCUUCUCAAUCAGCAAAAUCCCUUCGGGUUUUCUUCGACUGGAAGGAUUACUUGAAGUUCUACAAGAUGGGGACUUACUGGCCAUACACACCAUCUAUUCAGCUUCUGUAUGGUCUAAAAGCAGCUCUUGACCUCAUUUUUGAAGAAGGAUUGGACAAUGUCAUUGCAAGACACACUCGUCUUGGCACCGCCACAAGGCUGGCUGUUGAAGCAUGGGGAUUGAAGAACUGCACCCAGAAGGAGGAAUGGUUCAGCGAUACCGUCACUGCAGUGGUUGUUCCUCCAUACAUUGAUAGUUCAGAAAUUGUUAGAAGGGGAUGGAAGAGAUACAACUUAAGCUUGGGUCUCGGCCUAAACAAAGUAGCUGGAAAAGUCUUCCGAAUAGGACAUCUUGGGCACUUAAAUGAUUUGCAACUGCUAGGGUGUCUUGCAGGGGUGGAGAUGGUGCUUAAGGAUGUGGGUUACCCUGUGAAGCUCGGGAGUGGAGUGGCGGCUGCUUGUGCAUACCUGCAGAACAACAUUCCCAUGAUUCCGUCAAGGAUUUGAAUUCUCUUGUAACUGCUGCUACGCUUCUCUUAUUUGCAUGUUUAAAACAUCUCUGUGUUUGUAAAUUCUAGUUGUUGUUCUUCAUCACAUGAUCUCUUAUUUGCUUGUUGAAAACAUCUCUUCAGUUUGAGAUGAAAAACUUAUAUAUGAUAAACCAAUUUUCAUGCACCA